Messenger RNA from Brachypodium distachyon (stiff brome), 7636 nucleotides. RefSeq lists its product as uncharacterized. Bases 1072 to 7341 code for a protein of 2089 amino acids. The transcript is spliced from 10 exons. The record is from RefSeq and is a predicted model, not a curated record. Gene Ontology annotation, molecular function: ADP binding. NCBI's taxonomy places the organism in Eukaryota, Viridiplantae, Streptophyta, Magnoliopsida, Poales, Poaceae.
UUCAGCGCACAACCAAACCAAGGCAACACUAGCAAUAAUGCAAGGUCUUGUCUACACUGCAAAAGCCCUUUACACUGUUACUCUUACUCGUCCUAGUCUAUACUGCAAUAAUGCAAGGUCUCUUCCCCACACCUCACAUGCUUGCAAGAAGAGGAGGCUUCCCCACAGCUCACCGCGAUUGUGCUAGCUCUUUCCAACCAUAGCUCCGCUCUUUCUUGAUUUCGUUUUCUGGAUCCGGUGCGUGAUAAGUAUGCUGCUACUGGAUGUGAUGCAGGUGUGACAACUUGUGUUCAGUUUUCUCUGCCCUCUACCUUGAUGUUGAUCCUCUCCAGGAACUUAGAGAAAAAACUUCAUCCUAGUAAAAAUCACUACUUUUCUCCUUGAAAGACUCUAAAGAAAAGGAGGCUUCGUUAGUUCAGUUCUAAACCUUGUUCUCCGCUGAUAUGUUCUGGUUCUAGCAUAACCAGCAGUUUUUAUGCAGGCAGAAGAGGAGGCUUUAUUAGUUGCUACUGUUGUUUAGAUUUCUAGCCAUUCCUCUGCUCCAGUGUCUCAUUUGCUGCUGUUUGAUCUGGUGAACUCCAUGGCCAACUGGCAUCAGGAGAUCAAGUCGAUCAUAGCUGGAAGUUUUGUUCCUUUUCUUCUCUCGGUCUAAUCAGUAUACAACUCGCGAUUAAAUUCUUGCAACGACCCUACUUACUGGGACCAAAUACCAGAAUUAAUGGACAGAUUAAAUUCUGAUCCAAAUCUGAGAAUCCUUCUGGCACUGCAAGGAACUAAAUUCAUUUCUGCACAUUGCAUGUGAUGGCCUGAGGAUGAGGAUCGACUUGACAACACAUGAUAUGUAUUUAUUAGCUCUGUCCAGUGCAGUUGCAGCACUCUGCUACUGCUUUAUCUGAGCGCCUUAACCAUUGUGUCCAAGUGGAGAGAUUUGGUCUUAGCUAGUUUCCCUUCUGUUCAUAUCCACUUGAAGCCCCUCCUCUCCUCACCACGAUCGAAACUUACUCCUGAACUGACUGACCAGGAGAACAUUCAUCCAUCUCAAAGCAAAAGGCAGCAGAAAGAGAGUCCUUAAUGGCGAUGGUCCUGGAUGCUUUUGCAUCCUACCUGCAAGGCAUGCUGACCGAGAUGGCGGCGGAUGCGAUACAUCUGCUGCUCGGAGUCUCCGUCGAGAUUGACAAGAUGAGUGAUAAGCUAGGGGACCUCAAGAACUUCCUUGCCGAUGCUGAUAGGAGGAACAUCACCGACAAGAGCGUGCAGGGGUGGGUGACGGAGCUCAAGCGCGCCAUGUAUGACGCCACCGACAUCCUCGACCUCUGCCAGCUCCAGGUCAUGGAGCGUGGAGAGUCCACUGUGGAUGCAGGAUGCUGCAAUCCCUUCCUCUUCUGCAUAAGGAAUCCCUUCCAUGCUCAUGACAUGGGCACCCGCAUCAAGGCGCUCAAUGAGAGGCUCGACAGCAUUGGGAAGCGGAGUGCUACAUUCAAAUUCAUCGAUCUUGGGUCUUAUGAAGACCGUGGCAGGAAUAUGCAUGCCUCUCGUCAUGGCAAUCCUAAUCGGGAAACGUCAGGGGAGCUCGACCAGUUGGGUGUGGUCGGAGAGAAGAUCGAAGAAGACACAAGGGCAUUGGUGGACAAGAUCUUGCAGACACGCGAGGGUGUCACCAACAACAUCAUGGUGUUCGCCAUUGUAGGCGUCGGUGGGAUUGGCAAGACCACCCUUGCCCAGAAUGUCUUCAACAACCAAUCCAUUCAAAGUGAGUUCGACAAGAUGAUAUGGUUGAGCAUUAACCAGAACUUCGACCAGACUGAGUUGCUCAGAACAGCCAUCACCCAUGCCGGGGGAGACCAUUGUGGUGAAAAAGUAUUGUCCGUGCUUCAACCAAUCCUUACCAAGGCACUAAAAGGGAAGAAGUUCUUUCUGGUGAUGGAUGAUUUGUGGAGUCAUGGAUCGUGGGAGGGUGUGCUUCAAACACCCUUAGUCAAUGCUGCUGCUUCUGGCAGCCGAGUUCUCAUCACUACUAGAGAUGAAGCUGUUGCCCGAGGGAUGACAGCCACAUGGCCCCACCACUACAUCGACACAUUAUCGCCUGAUGAUGCUUGGUCAUUGCUCAAGAAACAGGUAGUACUCUCAGGUGAAAGAGAUGAAUACGACGUCAAUAUCCUGAAGGAUAUCGGAUUGAAAAUCAUACAAAAAUGUGGUGGUUUGCCACUUGCCAUCAAAGUAAUGGGAGGACUCUUGCGUCAAAGGGAGAUGCAUCGUCGUGACUGGGAGCAGGUUUUGGAUAAUUCUGAUUGGUCAACUAGUAAAAUGCCCGAAGAUCUCAAUAAUGCAGUAUACUUGAGCUAUCAAGAUAUGCCUCCUGAACUGAAGCAGUGCUUUCUAUACUACUCUCUUCUUCCUAAAAGUAGAGGGUUUAAUGUGGAUCAAGUUGUUGCAAUGUGGAUUGGUGAAGGAUUUAUUCCUGGAAACUCUAAUCAUCUAGAAGAAACGGGAAGAAAUUACUAUGAGGGGUUGUUAUCUAGGAACCUUAUACAGCUAGAUGAGCUAGAUGAUUUUCUUUUUCAUCAAAAGUUUUGCAGCAUGCAUGAUGUUGUUCGCUCAUUUGGUCAAUAUAUGGCUAGAGAUGAAGCACUCGUAGCUCAGGAUGGAGAAAUUGAUAUUCUUGACAAACUUAAUUCCAAGAAGUUUCUUCGGUUGUCUAUACAAUUAGAAACCGACGAAGUGCAAUCAGAUGAUUUGGAUUGGGUAUCUUUGCGAGAGCAGCAGCAAUCAAUGAGAACAUUAAUCUCAACUGUCCCAAUCAAGAUGAAGCCUGGUGACUCAUUGGUUACUUCUUCGAGUCUACGGACUCUAUAUAUAGACUCUGAAGAUGUGGCUUUAGUUGAAUCGUUGCAUCAACUCAAGCACCUGAGGUAUUUGAAUCUCAUCUCAGGAAAAUGGAAUCAAGCAAAUACUGGUAUAUCUGCACUUCCAGAGGAUAUUGGCAAGAUGAUUUUUUUGCAGUACCUUGGCAUUAAUAAUUGUAAAAAUUUGGUGAGUCUUCCUGACAGCAUUGUGAAGCUUGGCCAUCUGAGAUACGUUAACCUUCCGGAGAAAGUAAGUAUGAUACCUAGAGGGUUCCGUGGUCUGACAAAUAUGAGAAUUCUAUGUGGGUUUCCAGCUCUUGUGGAUGGUGACUGGUGCAGUUUGGAUGAGUUGGGGCCUCUUUCCCAACUCAGAUUUCUGAGACUAGUAAAACUGGAGAAUGCAUCUUCUGCUGCUAAUGCUAGCCUUAGUGAGAAGAAACAUCUUACCAACCUACUCUUGCACUGCACCCCAAGAGAGAAGCUGAAUGAAGAUGAGCAGCAACGGAUAGAGAAGGUGUUCAAUGAGCUCUGCCCUCCGUCCAGUGUUGAAAAUCUUGAUAUUUAUGAUUAUUUUGGCAAGAAACUCCCGAGCUGGAUGAUGUCCACACCAAGGGUGCCCCUGAACAACUUGAAGUCUCUGUUGUUGUGUCACCUAGCUUGCUGCACCCAACUUCCCGAUGGGUUGUGCCAUCUCCCCUGUCUGCAGGUGCUUGAGGUUGUCCGCGCUCCAUGCAUCAAGCGUGUUGGAAAUGAAUUCUUGCAUACCUCUCAGGCGACAGCAGUUCCAUUUCCGAGAUUGCAAAAGAUGCUCUUAAAUGGAAUGAUGGAAUUGGAGGAGUGGGAGUGGGAGGAGAAAGUUCAAGCCAUGCCCCGUUUGGAGGAGCUUUUGCUCUGGAAUUGCAAACUGCGGCGUGUUCCUCCUGGACUUGCCUCCAAUGCAAGGGCUUUGAGAAAGUUAUCAAUAGAAGAUGUGAAGCAGCUCAGCUACCUUGAGAACUUUCCUUCUGCCGUUGAGCUUACAGUUGAUGAAUGCCCCGACCUGGAGAGGAUCACUAAUCUCCCCAAACUGCAGAAGCUCACCAUCACCAGAUGCCGGAAGCUGAAGUCAGUGAACGACGUGCCUGCACUGCAAAGGCUGGUGCUGCAGGAUGACGAGAUGGAAACUGUCCCUGGAUACUUGAGAGAUGUGAACCCGAGGCAUUUCGAGCUAAGAUGCAGCCUAACGCUGCUCACUUCCAUUGCGGCGGGGGAAUCUGGACCAGAGUUUGCCAAGUUCAGACACGUCGACCAUGUGAAGGCCAGACGGCUAUACACAAGUGAUUUCUACGUGUUGUACACAAGAGGGCCGUGCAGCUUCGACACAAAUGUCAAUCCGUCAUUCCUGUCUAGAGGAACUCUACCUAUUUUUGAGGAUGCACAAAGGCUCGAGUCUGCGCUGAAAAUGCCAAGAAGAGCCUUCGACUACGUCUGCAACUUAUUGAAGGAGAACUCUUGGCAACAUGCGAACAAAUACACCUUUCCCGAUGGGAGGUAUUUGUGUUUAGAAGACGGAGUUGCCGUCGCUCUGAUAGUGCUCAACUCUGGCGAGACACCUGCAACCGUAGGAUCCUCCGUUGCCUUGAAUGAGUCAACCGUCUCGCAGGUAACCGAGAGCUUUGUUGUUGCUAUGGACACACCAGGAUGGCCAGGCACCACUGAAAUGGAGAAGAUCAAGUACAAGUUUGACAAGAUCCGCGGCCUGCCAAACUGCUGCGGUGUUGUACAUGCAGCUCGCAUCCCAUUUGGGUCUCAAAACAGCGACCGUGAGAAGAAGAAUGAAGACCUGCUAAUGCAAGUCGUUGUUGAUUCAGAUAUGAGGUUCAUAGAUGUUCACUUGGGAUCGCCAGACAACAUGAAGGAGUCAAGCAUUUCGCAUGACUCCAAUCUCUUCAAGCGGUGCGAGAAGGGUACUAGGCUGAAUGGUAGCAAGCUGAAUUUAUCGGAUGGACGGCAAGUUGGAGAAUACGUGAUUGGGGAUGCCGGAUAUCCUCUUCUUCCCUGGCUGCUCACACCUUACCACCCGGAGAAUGACCUCUCAGAUUAUCAAGUGGAGUUCAAUAGGAGACAUUCAGAAGCAAUGGCCGUUGUGCCGAGGAGUGCACUGGAAAGAUUGAAAGACACAUGGAAGUUCCUGCAUGGACGGGGGUGGCACCCGGAAGAUCAAUAUGUGCUGCGGAACGCAAUCCAAACAUGCUGCAAGUUGCAUACCAUAGUGAUAGAAAUGGAGUGUAAGGCAGGCACAACGAGCUAUGGCGCCGGUAGCAAAGAAGUACGGCAGUUAGCAGAUGAGGAUGCGGCCAUGGCAAGGGAUAUAUUGUCGCAACAUUUGACCAGCAAACCAUUGGAAUCUGGAGGAACCCUGGCUAUUUUUGAGGAUGCGCAAAGACUCGAGUCUGUGUUAAAAAUGCCAAGAACAACCUUCGACUACGUCUGCAGCUUGCUGAAGGAAUCGUCUUUGGAAAUUAUGAACAGCUAUUUCUUUUUCGACAUGAGGUCCUUUUCUUUAGAGGAGCGAGUAGCCAUCGCUCUGAUAAUGCUCAACUCUGGCGACCCACCUGCAACCGUAGGAUGCUAUAUUGGUGUCAACGAGGCAACCGUCUCGCUGGUAACUCGGACGUUUGCCGGGGUUAUGUUGGAGCGAGCAUUGGAACACUUGUGGUGGCCAGGCUCCACCGAAAUAGACAAGAUCAAGUACAAGUUUGACAAGAUCCAUGGCCUACCAAACUGCUGUGGUGUUGUACAUACAGUUCACAUCACAUCUGGAUCACACAACAAAGAUCAUGAGGUGAAUGACGACAUGCUAAUGCAAGCUGUCGUUGAUACAGAUAUGAGGUUCAUAAACACUUGGUUGACAUCGCCAGACAGCAUGAAACAGUCAAGCAUUUUGCAUGACUCUGAGCUUUUCACGGAGUGCGAGAAAGGUACUGGUCUGAAUGGUAGCAAGCUGAAUUUACCGGAUGGAUUGCAAGUUGGAGAAUACAUAAUUGGUGACGCCGGAUAUCCUCUUCUUCCAUGGCUGCUCACACCUUACGAGCUGGAGAAUGAGCUCUCAGAUUCUCAAGUGGAGUUCAAUAGGAGACACUUAGAAGCUACAACCAUUGUGCCGAGGGCUGUAACUAGGUUAAAAGACACAUGGAAAUUCCUGCACGGAGGGGCAUGGCGCCCACAAAAUCAUCAUUGGGCAAUCUAUGCAUGCUUCGUGUUGCAUAACAUAGUGAUACACAUGGAGUGUAAGGCAGGUACAACGAGCUAUAACAGCCAGCAUGUGCGCCGGUUAGCAGAUGAGGACGCGGUGGUGGCAAGGGAUAUAUUGUCGCAACACUUGACCAGAAAACCAUUGGAAUCUGGAGGAACCCUGACUAUUUUCGAGGACGCACAAAGACUUGAGUCUGUGUUGAAAAUGCCAAGAAGAACUUUCGACUACAUCUGCAGCUUGCUGAAGGAAUCGUCUUUGGAAAUUAUGAACAACUACUUCUUUUUCGAUAUGAGGUUCUUUUCUUUAGAGGAGCGAGUAGCCAUUGCUCUGAUAAUGCUCAACUCUGGCGACCCACCUGCAACUGUAGGAUCCUUUCUUGGAGUGAACGAGUCAACCGUCUCGCUGGUAACCAAGAGCUUUGUUGAUGCCAUGUAUGAGAGAGCAAAGUACCAUGUGUACUGGCCACAAUCUGAUGAAAGGGAGAAGAUGAAAUCCAAGUUUGCCAAGAUCCAUGGCCUGCCAAACUGCUGCGGCGUUUUACAUACAACUCAUGUAUCACCUGCGUCAAGAAGCUGGGACCAUCAGGACAAGGACAGCAUUUUAUUUCAAGGCGUCGUCGGUCCAGAUAUGAGGUUCACAAGCAUUUUGGUGGGACUGCAGGCAGGUAACACGAACCAGUUGAGCUUUUUGCAUGAUUCUAUGCUCUUCAAGGAGUGCGAGAAGGGUGCAUGGCUGAAUGGCAACAAGCUCAAGGUAUCAUCAGAAGAAGUUGGGGAAUACGUAAUUGGUGACGCAGGAUACCCUCUUCUGCCCUGGCUGCUCACACCUUACGAGCUGCAGAAUGACCUCCCAGAUAUCUCUUCUUAUCAAGCUGAGUUCAACAGGAGACACUCUUCAGCUAGAAACAUCACGCUGAAGGCGAUGGCAAGGUUCGAAAGCACAUGGAAGAUCAUGCACAGCGAGUGGCGCCCGGACAAUCCAAGGGAGAUGACCAGAGCAAUCAACGUGUGCUGCAGGUUGCAUAACAUAGUGAUAGGCAUGGAAGAGGGUGCACGCAUGCCCAGUGAACAGGAGGUGAAUUACAGCGACGAUCAAGUGCGCCAGUUAGCAGAUGAGGACGCUGUCAGGAUGAGGGAUAUACUGUCCCAGCACUUAUUAACCAGCAUAUCAUCUCAAUCUGAAGAGGAGCAACAGGAAAUAUUUGCUUCAUCCGGCUCAGGGUAUAGGGCAAAAUGCGAAGCACGGGAAGAGAAUUGGUGCUAGCCUGCUGGUGGAAGGGAAGCCAGCCAGCCAGCCUUGUUCAUCUUCAGUUAUGCAUAAAUGCAGAGCAGCCCUGGCAAUGGAGCCAAAGCAUAAUGCGAGCUGCACAACAUGGAUAAAAUGUUCCAACAUUUUUUAAAUUUUGGUUCAUCUCUUUGUCAAGUAGUACAACUGUUAUGUGGUUUGUAUUGUAUAAACGCAGGGUGAGCUUUUAUGUGUCAAGAAAUUCAUAAUGUAAUUUCUAACCCUUCAGUUUAUGGCCAUCAUUCAAUCGUACGUUCAUUCCAGCUAUUUGUGA